AUGAGCGUGGAGAUUCUGGACGGGAGCACAGUCCGGAGCUUCGUGGAGGACGAAGGCGCCUUCAACACGUCGGUGGACGGCCGGUUCGCCGCGCUGGACGCCGACCACGAUGGCCUGCUCACCUACGCGGAGAUGGCCGGGGAGCUCAUGAGCCUGCGGGUGCUGGAGAAGCACUUCGGCGUGGACGAGGCCGCGGUGGCGCCCGACGAGCUCGCAAGGCUGUACCUAAAGACCGAUGGAGUUCUAAAUUUUGAAGUGUCAAACAAGUCACAACAUAGGAGAACCUUGUUGACCUCGUACACGCCCACCGGAGCCGUCGCAGCCACGCUGCUCCCGAUCUUCGCGUCGGACCACGCCGACCUCACCAGGAUAUUGGCACAGUGUUCGGUGAGGUUGAGCGUGUACCGGGAGCCGGCAAAGGUCGUAGCUCACCAGGAUGCAGGUCGUAGAAUUUGGGGAAUGCGUGGUACAGGAGCAGGGACUUGA
Molecule: messenger RNA, 486 nt
Organism: Miscanthus lutarioriparius
Lineage: Eukaryota; Viridiplantae; Streptophyta; Magnoliopsida; Poales; Poaceae
Source: the annotation of a GenBank genome assembly